This is a messenger RNA of Phytophthora sojae, 686 nucleotides long. RefSeq lists its product as hypothetical. Bases 29 to 601 code for a protein of 190 amino acids. Gene Ontology annotation, biological process: translational elongation. Gene Ontology annotation, molecular function: guanyl-nucleotide exchange factor activity; translation elongation factor activity. Gene Ontology annotation, cellular component: cytosol. NCBI's taxonomy places the organism in Eukaryota, Oomycota, Peronosporomycetes, Peronosporales, Peronosporaceae. The record is from RefSeq and is a predicted model, not a curated record. The transcript has a single exon.
CGACUCUCUGUCUCCCACUCCGUUCAAGAUGCCGACCGACAUGACCAAGUUCCAGCUGGUGAAGACCACCAAGUUCUCGGUGCUGCACCCGACCAAGGGCGCCAAGCCCAUGAAGCAGAUCGCCGCCCCUAAGAAGGCCGCCCCUGCCAAGAAGGCCGCCGCCCCCAAGAAGGCCGCCCCCGCCCCCAAGAAGGUCGAGGAGGAGGAGGACGACGAUGACGACGACCUGUUCGGCGACGACGACGAGGAGGACGACGAGGCCGCCAAGGCCCUGGCCGCCAAGCGCGCCGAGGCCGCCAAGGCCGCCAAGAAGGAGAAGAAGAAGCCCGUGGAGCGCUCGCAGGUCGUGAUCGAGGUCAAGCCGUGGGAGGCCGAGACGGACCUCGAGGAGCUGGCCGCCAAGAUCAAGGCGCUGCCCGUGGAGGGCCUGACCUGGGGCGAGGGCCACAAGCUGGUGCCCGUGGCCUUCGGCAUCAAGAAGCUGCUGGUGCAGUGCGUCAUUAUCGACGACCUCGUGCUGCUCGACGACAUCACGGAGGCCAUCGAGGGCUUCGAGGACUACGUGCAGUCGGUGGACAUCGCCUCCAUGAACAAGCUGUAAGCCUGUUGCGUGCGUGUGUGGUCUAAACCCUGCCAAAUCAAUGAAAAAACUGCGGCGUCUUGCGCUGCACGCUAAAUUACAUUGU